Messenger RNA from Sordaria macrospora k-hell, 1644 nucleotides. RefSeq lists its product as uncharacterized. The record is from RefSeq and is a predicted model, not a curated record. Gene Ontology annotation, molecular function: monoatomic cation transmembrane transporter activity. Lineage: Eukaryota; Fungi; Ascomycota; Sordariomycetes; Sordariales; Sordariaceae. Gene Ontology annotation, cellular component: membrane. Gene Ontology annotation, biological process: transmembrane transport; monoatomic cation transport.
AUGCCUUCUCUUUCGUGUACAAGCAGGCAAUGUACGGCCCCGCUGGUGCGCCUCCGUGACACUGCGCUUGCGCCCACUGCUGCCCAUCACUUCCAUCCCGCCGUUUGCGUCUCGAAACGACCCCGGAGCCAACUGCUUCCGUUUAGCUCCUCGUCUGCCGCCGCCGCCUUGUCGAGGAGGACACCUCGCCUUGAACUCCUACUGCAACGUCAAUGCUUGGGGACACAUCUUACAACAACAACAACAACAACAACACAUAAUCGCUGUUACGACACCUACUCAAACAGUCGCUCCUUCGAAGAUCGCUUACGACGCUCCUUGAUCCCUGUCUCCUCUUCCAGCAACCCCCCUUAUCCCUCUCUUCUCUCCCAACUCCUACGACCACAAAGGAGGACAGUAACUACAACACGGACAGCAGUCAUGACCACGCCCACCCAGUCUCGAGGCCACGCCGGCCACUCCCACGGCUUCGGUCACCACCACCAUCACGGCGACAAUGCCUACCUAACCUCCCGAAACAAAGCCGACGCCGGUGUGCGCAUCACCCGGAUCGGCCUCUACUCCAACCUGGGCAUGGCCAUCGCAAAGGGCUUCGGCGGCUACGCCUUCAACUCGCAAUCCAUGAUCGCCGACGCCUGGCACAGCUUGACCGAUCUGGCCUCGGACAUCCUGACCCUCGCGACCGUCUCGUGGAGCUUGCGCCCGCCAACCGACAACUUCCCCAUCGGCUUCGGCAAGGUCGAGAGCUUGGGGUCCCUGGGCGUGUCGAGCAUGCUCCUGUUUGGCGGUUUCUUCAUGUGCAUGAACAGCUGCACCACGCUCUAUGCGCACUUCUUCCUCGAUCCGGCGGCCGCGGCGCAACUCCUGGAACAUGGCCACGGUCACAGCCAUGGACACCAUCACCACGGUGUGAGUGCCGACGGUCCUAGUUUGCAUGCUGCCUGGCUGGCAGCCGGUACGGUGGCCGUCAAGGAGUGGCUUUACCAUGCUACAAUGAAAGUAGCCCGCGAGCGUAAAUCCUCCGUCCUAGCCUCCAACGCCGUCCACCACCGCGUCGACUCUCUCACAGGAAUCGUCACCCUCUUCGCCAUCCUCGGCGCCAACUUUCUGCACAACGCCUCGUGGCUCGACCCCGUCGGCGGUCUGCUCAUUUCCCUCCUGGUAAUCAAAGCCGGCUACUCCAACACCGUUUCCGCGCUGUACGAGCUCGCCGACCGCUCCAUCGACGACGAAGUCAAGCACUCGGUGGGCAAACAAUGCCGCAAAGCCUUAGAGGGCGUUUCGGAAGGUCACGAGGUUGAGGUGGUAGAAAUCGUGGGCGUCAAGUCAGGACAGAAUUACCUGCUGGAUAUCGAGCUGGCGGUGCCCAACAUGUGGACGGUGGAGGACGUCAGGGAGGUGGAGGACGCGGUGAGGACGCAGGUGGGCGCCAAGGUCAGGGGCGCGAGGAAGGUCAGGAUACGGUUCGUGCCCAAGGAUGAGGGGGCGGCCAAGAUUAAGAAGUUUGAUGAGUUUAUCCCUGGGGAUGUUAGCCCCAAGACUAGUCCUGAGCCGGAGGAGGAGGAGGUUAUUGUUGGUGAAGGUGAGGGAAAGGAGGGGCAUGAUCAUGGUCAUGAUCAUGAGCAUAAGGAGCAUAAGCAUUAA